Messenger RNA from Amphimedon queenslandica, 2400 nucleotides. Its product is annotated as glutamine--tRNA ligase-like. Gene Ontology annotation, cellular component: cytoplasm; cytosol; aminoacyl-tRNA synthetase multienzyme complex. The transcript has 23 exons. Gene Ontology annotation, molecular function: ATP binding; glutamine-tRNA ligase activity. The record is from RefSeq and is a predicted model, not a curated record. The coding region runs from base 35 to 2320 and encodes 761 amino acids. NCBI's taxonomy places the organism in Eukaryota, Metazoa, Porifera, Demospongiae, Haplosclerida, Niphatidae. Gene Ontology annotation, biological process: glutaminyl-tRNA aminoacylation; translation.
ACCCUUUUAUUAACUAGUUGAUAACUAGGUAAGAAUGAGUGUUGAGCUCUUUGUUAAAAUCGGGCUCUCAGAGGCCAAAGCGAAAGAGACACUAGCCAAUCCAGCCGUUUCAAAGCAGCUAGAAACAGCCAUUAAUAAAUGUUUGGAAUCCUUGAAAGAAGAAGAGCUAGAUAAAAGUGUUGGUAAUUUGUUAUAUGGCAUAGCCUCUCGUUAUAAAGGGUCCAGCGAGAGAUUAGGAUUGCUGGUGGAUUAUGUCAGCACAAGGAAAAUUCACUCCGACCCUCAACUAACAGCUGCUUUUGAUUACUUGAAGUCUCAUCCUGUUGAUCCGAUCAAUCGUUUUGAGUUUGAGGCAAUGUGUGGGGUGGGUGUGGUCGUCACUAGAGACGAUAUCGUCAUGGCGAUAAGAUCUGCCAUUGAAGCUAAUAAAGAAGAAUUGAUUGCCAAACGAUAUAACUUUAAUAUUGGAAAAAUAAUGGCUGGCGUAAAGUCUAAAUUGAAAUGGGCUAAUGGUAAAUUGCUAAAAACUGUGCUGGACGAAGAGAUUGAGUCUUUGCUGGGGCCAAAGACAGAGUCUGAUAACGCAAAACAAAAGAAAGAGAAUAAAGUGUCUUCUAAAGCUAAGACAGUUGAAGUUGAUCAGUCGGUCGGUGCUGGGUCUGAAUCAUCUGUUCAGUUGGUGGGGAACGCACUCAAAUUUCAUAAACCAGGUGAGAAUUACACCACUGAAGGCUACGUAAUGACUCCAAACACAAUGAAACUGUUAGAAAAGCAUCUUCAAGUCACUGGAGGGCAGGUUAUAACGAGGUUUCCUCCAGAGCCUAAUGGUAUCCUACACAUCGGACACGCUAAAGCAAUUAACUUUAAUUUUGGAUAUGCCAAAGCUAAUGGCGGAAUAACUUACUUGAGAUAUGAUGACACGAACCCUGAGAAAGAAGAGAAGAGAUUUAUAUUAGGAAUACAAGAAAUGGUUGAAUGGCUUGGCCAUAAGCCAUUUCAGAUCACACAUGCCUCUGAUUAUUUUCCUCAAUUAUAUGAGUUUGCCGUUCAACUAAUAAAGAGGGGGUGUGGUUACGUGUGUCAUCAACAAUACGAAGAGUUGAAAGGUCACAAUCCUCCUCCAAGCCCCUGGAGAGACAGACCAAUACAGGAAUCUCUUGACCUUUUUGAAGACAUGAGAAAAGGUAAAUUCAGCGAAGGUGAAGCUACCCUCCGUAUGAAGUACAUUAUGGAAGAUGGUAAACAGGAUCCUGUGGCAUAUCGUAUCAAGUAUACCCCACACCCACACACCGGUAGUGACUGGUGCAUUUAUCCAACGUAUGACUUUACUCAUUGUCUCUGUGACUCCAUUGAGAAUAUAACUCAUUCUCUCUGUACCAAAGAAUUCCAAUCUAGACGAUCGGCCUAUUACUGGUUGUGUAAUUCACUGGAUGUCUAUUGCCCCGUCCAAUGGGAAUACGGUCGUCUUAAUUUGUUGUAUACCGUCGUAUCCAAACGUAAAAUACAAAAACUGAUCACUAAUAACAUUGUCAAUGAUUGGAAUGAUCCAAGAUUAUUUACACUGACCGCUUUAAAGAGAAGGGGGUUCCCUCCAGAAGCUAUUAAUAAGUUCUGUGCUAAAGUUGGUGUGACUAUGGCUCAGACAAUACUUCACCCAGACAUGCUUGAGUCUUGUGUUAGAGCUGAAUUGAAUAAUACAGCACAUAGAGCAAUGGCUGUGUUGGAUCCAUUGAAGAUUGUAAUUGAUAAUUUUCCACACAAAAAUUCGGUUGAUAUAGAUGUCACUAAUGUUCCUCAUGAUCCUUCCAUGGGGUCUCAUUCCGUCCCGUUUGAUAAAGAAUUGUUUAUUGAAAGAAACGACUUCCGUGAAACUGCAGAAUCAGAUUACAGACGUCUGACAAUGUCCCAGGCAGUGGGUCUGAGACAUACUGGAUAUGUAAUGAGUGUUAACAAUGUUUUAAAGGAUGAUACUGGCUCUGUUAUGCAGUUAAAUGUCAAUAUUAUUAAAGUGUCUGAAACUGAUAAACCGAAAGCAUUCAUUCAUUGGGUCUCAUCGCCAGUGAUCUGUGAUAUAAGAUUAUAUGACAGACUAUUUUUACAUGAAAACCCUGAGGAGAGACCUGGAGGAUACCUUAACGAUGUCAAUCCUAAUUCUUUGAUAUUAGUGAAAGGUUAUGUGGACAGAUCAGUGAUUGGUUCUGCUCCUCUUACAUCGUUUCAGUUUGAACGUCAUGGCUACUUCUGUGUGGACUAUGACAGCAAUGAUGAUAGAUUGGUUUUCAAUAGAACAGUGACACUAAAAGAAGAUGCCAAAAAAUAGUAGACAAAUGGAGUAAUGUUUUUGUUGACAAUCACAAUCUAUAUUUUGUAACUUCUUAUACAAAUUAAUAAUAAUGAUAA